Molecule: messenger RNA, 1806 nt
Organism: Mollisia scopiformis
Lineage: Eukaryota; Fungi; Ascomycota; Leotiomycetes; Helotiales; Mollisiaceae
Exons: 5
Coding region: 1-1806 (601 amino acids)
Source: RefSeq, a predicted model, not a curated record
AUGGCUGCAGCAUCGCCUUCACCAACUGAUUUUGCGAGAGACUUCAUCGACUACCGAGCUGCCAAGUUUCACGAGGCAUUUGCAGUAGAGUCGUACUUUAACACGUUAAUGUCAAAAUAUGAAUCGAAAGACAUCUCUGACCUCGAGCAAACCCUAAAGCGCUUUCAAAUACAGGUUCCGGACCAAGCAGACUUCAACUUCGAUCUUUUAAAAUGCUCAUGGGAUGAUGUUCUCCAAGAGCUAGAAAGAGCGCAUGCUGCUGUGUUCGAGGACGAAAAACGUGGGAAAAGAUUACAUCGAAAAGCGUGGCGAGCUUUGGGGACAGUGGGCGAUGUUUUUGCUCCUGGACUGGUGGGGAUUCCAAACAAUAUGCCACUUUGUGUCUUGCAAGGUGGACUUGCAGUCAUAUUUAGCCUUGCUCGCCAUCGAGCCCAGGAUCGCGACAAGAUCCUCCGCGCAUUUGAAGACAUCCCCAGCGUCAUCAUGAUGGCUUAUGGUAAGGCGGAGAGCAUUCCACGAGAUCGACCAGGAUGCGGGAGACUGUAUGGAAUGAUUGGAGAGCUGCAGAAAACUCUCUUGCGCACAAUUCCACUAUUGAUCGACAGACUAACCCCAGGAACUUUCCUCGCCAAAGCAAUGAGCCCUUUGAGGGGUUUCGAUAUCGAUGAUCUCUUCGGGGCGGUUCGCAGUGCUUCCGAACGAGUUCGAAUCUGUGCUGAAGAGAUCAUGGACAACAUCAUAGUCAGCUCGCAUGAAACUAUCCAUGAAAAUCACAGGACGUCAACACAAAUCCACACAAUCGCGCUCCAGACUGGAGAAGGGGUUGGAGAUUUACAGAAAAAGAUUGACGAGAUCCUAAAACAACAGAAGUCUUUCCAAACUGCCCUAGAUGCAGUUUCCGGCAAGAAUAGUCUACUCAGCUUUCUGAUGGAGUAUCUCAAACCCGAUCAAAGUGAGACAGACAAGUCUUCAACGAAAGAGUCAUCGCCACCGUCCGAAUCAGGCACACCGUUGACCCCAAAGCAAUUAUUGGGAAUGAUGAAUGUCCACCACUUGGAAGCACUUGACGACGAGCAAAUUAUCAUCCGGCGUGGUCACUCGAUCGACAGCGACGCCAUUGCACAUGCAGCAACCAUGUUUCAAACAUCCCAGGUGCAGCAAUUACUGCAGAUACCAGAAUCUGGUGUUGUUCUCGUGAAUGGCUGUGCAGAUCGGUCCCAAAUCACCAAGAUAUCGCCCCUCAGCCACGUCUGUGCAACCCUAACUCAUGCUCUUCGUCGCUCGGAUGGUGAGAAUCUGGUUCUGGCAUUCUUCUGUGGACAACAUGUAGCUGCGGACGACGACCUCAUUGGUCCACGGGGACUAAUGAGAAGUCUGGUCGCCUUCUUGGUGCUGAGUUUGGUACAAAACGAUUGCAUAGCGGAGUCCGCUCCCAUUUGGUUCUCGGAUUUUCAAGGACACUUCGAACAGCUAUCGUUCGUUGACAUUUGCCAAUUGUUCUUCAAUCUGGUUGAGCUCGUACCGAAGCACAUCACGGUAUAUUGCGUAGUCGACGGGAUAUCUUAUCAUGAAAGAGAUGUCUGGAAGGAAGAGUUCGAACUCAUGAUGGAGUGCUUUGGUAGCAUAAUCGCAAAUAGGGGCAUACGUAUCGCGGCAGCGUUCAAACUUCUUCUCACUAGCCCGACAGUCAGCCAUUGGUUGCCUGAUAUUCUGCCGCCGCAUCAGCGAGUCUCGUUGAGAAACACAAGAGCAAGAGGAGCAACAAACUUGGAGGGUCAUCUUCGAACAGCUUUUGGAAGCCCAUGA